Ornithodoros turicata is the source of this 1065-nucleotide messenger RNA. RefSeq lists its product as uncharacterized. The record is from RefSeq and is a predicted model, not a curated record. The transcript has 2 exons. Lineage: Eukaryota; Metazoa; Arthropoda; Arachnida; Ixodida; Argasidae. The coding region runs from base 356 to 1012 and encodes 218 amino acids.
CCAAGAUCCAAGUAUCGCGACAACAGGUUCAUCAGGCUUGUUAGAGUUCCUGACCAGAGCCUGGAUCCUGGAUGGAAGGAAAGCUGAAGAGCUGUUGUCAACCAAAAGGUUCCCCAGCCUUAUUGAAGCUCCCAUUCCACCAGGCUCCGACAUUGGAAUCCAGGCUUUUCAAGAGGCAACGUGGCCCGUAACAAUAAGCUCCAGCACAUCCAAGUCGCCAUCUUGGAAGUGCUGGACCCGCUGGCAACUGUUGACAGACGCAGGGCAGCUGUCAGUGCUUCUGCAUUGGCCACUUUGUGGUUCCCUGUCAUCAUGCACUUGCAACAGUUGCCACAACGCCACCACAGCCGCACGGAUGCUGUUCGGACUCCCCUACGCCAAGCCCAGCAGAACAGCGCUGGAAUCCCUGGAACUGCUCCACCGUCGCGGACUGAAGCUGGCUCUCGGACUCCCACCUGGGGCGCGGAACGUCGCCGUGUACGCCGAGGCUGCCGCUCUCCCUCUAGAAACUUCGAGCUACCCAACACCUGCUGAACCAGCUCACCAGACUGAACAGGACAUCAACCGGAAGGGCGCAGCGUCUAAGGGACCGACAACGGAGCCGCUUUUCAUGUACACUUUUCACGCAGGACCAGCCGUUCCAGCCCAUCCCACCAGUCCCCGGCCCAGACGCUCCAUGGAGGCACCUCGGGACCGCCAUCCACACGACACUGCCAGGCCUGCCACGAAAAAAGGACGUCCGGAUGCGGUGGCACAGUUCCUGGCCGCCGAGCGCCUUCAUGAGAGCUACCAGGACUACCUGCAAGUGUACACGGACGCCUCAGUCGACCUUGGACGACGCGCCUGCGCCCUGGCCUGCCACAUCCCAGUAACACAGUUCUCCUGGGCCGAAGGAUUGUCCAGAUCCCUCUCCUCCACGGAAGCAGAGCUCCUGGCGAUUUUUUCUGUUCUUCCUUCCUCUUAUUUCUAUACCAGUUCUGCAUACAUCAUAAGAUCCCACCAGAGUGUGUGAUUCUUCAGCUUUAGUUUUGUGUUCUUCAUUUUUCUUUUCCCUGUCUUUCCGUC